Molecule: messenger RNA, 1275 nt
Organism: Mercenaria mercenaria
Lineage: Eukaryota; Metazoa; Mollusca; Bivalvia; Venerida; Veneridae
Product: heparan sulfate glucosamine 3-O-sulfotransferase 1-like
Exons: 2
Coding region: 171-1274 (367 amino acids)
Molecular function (GO): [heparan sulfate]-glucosamine 3-sulfotransferase activity
Source: RefSeq, a predicted model, not a curated record
CGCAAUGUGCAUAUAUUGUACAAAUCUAAAUAACAAAGUUUAAUUAAAAAUUUUAAUUACAGUAAUAUACUCGAUUAGAGUGUCUGCAUGUAUAUUUGACGACAAGUGCGUGCAUUAAAAGACGAGCAUAUGCUUUUCAGGUAUAUUGCUAGCAGCGAAAAUUGAUUAAUAUGAGGAUAAUGGAAAACGGUACGAUACUGAUGUUAAAGUCACUGGCGGCUGUGGUGUUGGUAAUGAGUGUUACUGUCACUGUAGCUAACUUUGUACUGACCAUCAAAGGAGGAAACAAUGUUUUUAGACCGUUUGAUACAAAUAUAUCAACACGUCUAAAUAUUUUAAACAAGACGGCAAAAGAAAAACAUAAAUACAUUUCUCACUUCAAGGUAGAAGGUCUGAAGAACGUCACAGAAAAUGUUCGUCCUAGCAACAAAGAUAGUAAAGAAGUACAUUUGGGUGAACAUGUCGGAUUAGCAACAAAAGAAAAGUGCCAUAAACGACUACCACAAGUAAUAAUCGCUGGACAAUACAAAUCUGGUACUGGAGCAUUAACAGAAUUUUUGAAUGAGCAUCCGCAAAUUUUCGCAUGCCGGGAAAGUGGAGAUAUACAAUUCUUUGAUAAAUAUUAUAUUUCAAGAGGAUUCCGUUGGUACAGAAAUAUUAUGCCCUGCACGUUUAAAACCCAAAUAACAAUUGAAAAAACAGCGCACUAUUUUUUACAUCCUAUAGCAGGUCUUCGUAUUCAUGACAUGAACCCGAAGUCAAAAAUUAUAAUUAUACUUAAAGAUCCAGUAACAGUUGCAGCAUCGCUGUAUGCAAUGUGGAGGGCGCACAAAGAUCACAGGGCGAAUGAAUUUUUGUUUGAAAGAAUGGUAACUAUGUUCAGUGGAAUCACUUUGCAAAUAAAUCCUAAUUCAGGAAUUAUACGGACAUCCUCGUACGUGGAACCUAUGCAACGAUGGAUUAAUCUCUUUAACAGAACCCAAUUGCUGAUUCUUGAUGGAAAUGCAUUUGAUAAACAUCCUUUAGGAAGUCUUAUGAAAGUAGAAAAGUUCUUGAAUGUAAAACAUUUCUUUAGCAUGGAACAGUUCGUAUAUAAUUCUACAAAAGGCAAAUACUGUUUUCGGAGAGCUAACAAAACAGUCCUAUGUUUGCCUGAAGAAAAAGGUAGACCGCAUCCGGAUAUAUCCGCCGAAGUCGUAAAAUUGCUUACUGAUUACUUUAAACCAAUAACCAAACGACUUUUUGAAAUUAUUAACCAGACUUUCCCAUGGUGAA